AUGGCGUCCGUGGCGUCGCUAUUAGCCUCCGUUUUCGACCAAGCGGUAUUGCAACAGAUCUGCGGAGAGUUUCAGUCCUACGAAGAAGACGACAUGUCUGAAGAUGCAGUCACCCAUCGAGAUUAUGAAGCGGCUAUGGAGAAAUUUUCUCACAUGCGAUAUAUAUGGCACCAGCUCUUUGAACAAAAGAAAUCUCGAGAAGAAGAACCGGCGACAGGGGAGGGUCUGGACGAUGCUGAAAGGAAUGUCGAACAAGAUAAAGAAGACGAAGGAUUCAGAGAUCUCUUGAAACGCUGCUUCGAAACCUAUGCCGCUUCUUAUGCAGAUCAGGCUCGCAUCGUCGCGGAUGGUUCUUUUGUUCGCAGCAUCGUAACUGCACUGUCUUACUGUGACUCGUCACCUUAUGUGUGGUUCAAUGAGACUCAGCUCGGAAAAAAAGACACUAAGAGUGGCGCGAUUGCCCUCGCGAACAGCGAUGAAGCUUUGGCUCAUAUGAUGGUACAGGGCCAUGAAUGGCUCAGAAUCGAAGACACUCUUUGCAAGAAUGACGAUGAUACGGGGCUUUUCUUCCCAGCCAGCAUUCUGACUGGACUACCCAUAGCCUGCCACGAUGCUGGGGUAAAAUUACGGGGUAUCCAAGUCGACUGCUUCCCCCUGUUGAGAGGCUAUAAUUGUCUCCUACCAAGUUCCACUCAAGCCGACGACAGUGCCACGCAAAACCCCUGGGCUCGGUUCGCUGCAGCGUGCCACGACCUGGAAAUCUUCAACUUUGGCCAACGCGGCAUGAGUUGUUCACCCAUACGUCCUGAGCGCCAAAGCUUUUCCGAUUCAGAGAUGAUAAACGGCUUCAUCGGGGCGGCGUGCUCAGGGCCCAGUCUGCAGAGGUUCGCUCUAAACAUGACGCCUUUCAGAGUAAGAGCUGGACGUGCUGGUGAACGCGAUGAAGAGCAGUCGUAUCUAGCCUCGCCGAUCCUCGCUGCCCUCACAUCAACGCACCUACGCAGCAUCGUCUUGAACAAUGUCGAUGUCUGCGGGCAGGAUCUCCUGGCGCUCGUCAAGGGCAUUUCUGCAGUGCACCUGACAGACCUCUACUUUGCCGGCGUGACGCUUUCACGUGGGCGUUAUGCAGAAUCCAUGAGCCUGCUGCACGACAUAGCGGUUUAUAGAAUACAAAAUAAAUGCUCUAAACCAGAGAUAAGGUUCAAUACUUUGCAGGGAGCGGAAUUUGGCGCGCCUUCUACCUUCGAUGACGACAGUUGGAUGUGGACGGAUAGUGAGGAGGAGAGGCAAGCGUUCUGGGACAGAUUGGAGGAGCACCAGCAUCCCGCUGUCCUGAAGCAGGUUGAGGAAUGGGUCGAGGAUGGCCAGGCAGAUGAGCCGAACCCUCUGUUGAGAUUCAACGUUGCCCAGGACUGA
Molecule: messenger RNA, 1416 nt
Organism: Didymosphaeria variabile
Lineage: Eukaryota; Fungi; Ascomycota; Dothideomycetes; Pleosporales; Didymosphaeriaceae
Exons: 2
Coding region: 1-1416 (471 amino acids)
Source: RefSeq, a predicted model, not a curated record